AUGAUAGCAAAAGCGCAAAUUGCACGCAUUAUUGUCACAUUUGGAUACGGCAUGAUGGGAGCGGCCAUUAUUGUUAUGCUUAUUUUGCCUAUAUUUGGUUAUUCGGUGAGACACCUGUCUAAUGUUACUGAAGAUCUGGAGAAACCACUCUCAUUGCAGACAUAUUACAUCUACAAUACGAGAAAAAGUCCACAAUAUGAAUUGACAUAUGCUGCUCAAUGUAUUGUCUUAUUCUUAUGUACCAUGUGUUAUACAGGCAUAGAUAACUUUCUUAGUCUUUCGAUAUUUCAUAUUUCUGGUCAACUGGACAUUCUGAGAAAUCGUCUCUUGCAUUUACAUAUUGUCGCCAAUUUUAACAACGUUUUAAAGAGUUGUAUAAUGGAUCAUACAAGGCUGCUUAGAGCUAUUAAUCAUGUGGAAGAUAUAUUCAAUUUAAUAUUGCUGAUACUAUUUCUAUGUUUUGGUACACUCUUCGCUUUCUAUGGAUUGUGGAUAAUAAAUAUACUCGAAAGUAGCCAGCACUUAUCGUUAUUAAACUUGGCAUAUGUUGUAAGCAUCGUUACCAAUAUAUUCGGUCACAUGUGUAUGUACUGCGCUGUUGGCGAAAUAUUAACAGCUCAGUGUGACAGAAUCCACUAUGCUGCAUAUUUCAAUGAAUGGUAUACUUUGAAUGCAAGAGAUACUCGGGACUUAGUUCUUAUAAUGUUAAGAACCAAUAAGCCUCUUCACCUUAAUUUUGGUAAACUGUUUCCUUUAUCGAUGGCUACAUUUUGCAGUCUAUUAAAAACGUCAGCUGGAUACAUAUCUGUUUUACUUACAACAAGGAAUUAAUCGCAGUUUUAA
Molecule: messenger RNA, 843 nt
Organism: Mycetomoellerius zeteki
Lineage: Eukaryota; Metazoa; Arthropoda; Insecta; Hymenoptera; Formicidae
Product: odorant receptor 63a-like
Exons: 5
Biological process (GO): sensory perception of smell; detection of chemical stimulus involved in sensory perception of smell
Cellular component (GO): plasma membrane
Molecular function (GO): odorant binding; olfactory receptor activity
Source: RefSeq, a predicted model, not a curated record